ACUCCUCAUGGCGCCUUCGGCGGAGGCGAAGCGCCUUGAAAAUUUGGAGUCUGGAAGGGCCAAACCUAAGGAGGAGGUGCUGUCAGAGGCCAGUACUUUUGUCAGCACGAACGGUGGAGACCCCAGUGACCAGUUUUUAGUACUGGCUCACUGCAAACUUCAGUUUGGGAAGUACCAGGGCCAGAGAUUUAGAUGGCUCCUGGAAAACUCUCUGGGGUAUGCCGUGUAUUUGGUGCUCAGCAUUUCCACUGAGACAGCGCAGGCAACACCCCUGUCACAAAAUAAACAACUGUUCCUACAGUACACUUCUCAAAUUAGAGAGAUGGCAGAAGAAGUGGAAAAGUAUCAGAGGAAGCAGGAAAUGCAGGCAGAAGCCCGGGCAACUGGAGACCAGGGCUGCUUGAUGGUGGAGUUUGGUGACUUCCAGGGCCGCUCCAUGAAAGAUGUUUAUGAGGACCAGAGCAAGGAGGCUCAAGCCCUCAUCAGGUACCUCAUUAAGGCAGAUGCCAGGCCCAAAACCAACAUGGCCAUUUUCAAGACAUAUGUCCUGAAAAGACGGGCUUCUGCUGUGGUCACCAGCGUACGUCAGCCUGCACCUCACGCUGCAACCUCCAGUGCUUCUGCAACCACUGCACCUCCACCUGCACCUAUCCAAACUGGUGUACAGAAGACCGCAACUGUGAAAGCGCUGUUGGCGCGUGGCAAAAAUUUGUCUCCUUCACAGCUGGCGAAAAAACUCACGUCACCAGUUAAACCCUAUCCAUUAUUGCAGUCCACUUUACCUCCUCCAGCAGCAGAACCCCCAGCCAAACAUUUGACCCCGAUACAGCUUUUCGCUACUGGCAAGUCCGUUCCCACUGCUGAAGAUGACGAUGAGGAGCUGGUAUUUGCUGCAUCACAAUGUGAAGCACAGCUAAAUACAGAGGACUGUGCUGCUCCAUCUCCAUCAGUGGAAACUGCCAAGGCACCAGCUCCUUCACAUCACCGGCCACCAGCUGAGCUUCCAAGUCACUGGAAAGAUCAACUUCCACCUUUCCAGCAUGAGUGGAUCCGGAACACACUGUUUAAGGCCAACCCACGAACCGGCAAGCCAGAACUAGUGUCCCAGCUGAAACUUUGGUGGUAUCCUCCUCAGCCCCCUUUAAUAAACACUCAGCCCCCUGCCUCACCUGACCUCUUCUUCUGUCGGCCCCUUUUCUUAUGGAUAACGCUGAAGAUGUGGUUAUUUCCUCUCGUCUGUGUUCGCCCAGACUGUGGUAGGCACAGACUAACUGCGGCAGGAAUUUACCGUACCGUGCGUAAGGUCUUGGACAUCGACGGGUGGUAUGACCUUGCCACUGAGUAUCUGGAGUGCAAACGCUGCAAAAAGAAAUAUCCUGCCUGGUCCGAGGACAUCCUAGGACAGCUGGAUAUGGGCCACCGCAGUCAGUUUCCAGCUUUGCUGACAUACAGAUACUCAUGUGACAACCGGGUGCUGAGGAUGAUGAGGGAGAGGACACUGGGCAACAGUGUGACUCAGCUUUACAGGAAGCUGAUGGAACAGCACAGUGAGGCAUGGACACAGCGUGUCUUGCAGUACCUGACUGCCUGUGAACCAUUCACAAGGUCCUCCCUUGUGCAGCCUCCUGUGUUUGCUGAUCCUCCACUUUUACCUGCUUUGCCUAAACCUAAGUGGCUGUUAGCCGUGUAUGCCAGGGAUGUUCUGGGGCGACUGCACGAGGUCAAGGCCAAAUUAACAUCUGUCUUUGGCUGUGUUCUCAAGAUGGAUUCGACAAAAAAGGUCACAAAGAAACUUGCCGGUGCUGCUUCAGGAACAGCUGCCUGGUGCACAAAUGUCGGAAACGAACACGGCCAGGUCCUUGUCUCUGUGCUGACAGCUGCCGAGGGACAUGGACUGGACUCCAUGGCAGCUGGUCUGAUGAAACGCUACCGAGAGGCAGGAGAGGCAGCCCCAAAAGUGAUGUACGUGGACAGGGACUGCUGCAGUCAGUACGGCCAAUCGCGGGUGAAGAUCAUGUUUUUGGAGUGGGAUGAGCUUGUAGUGCGCCUCGACAUCUGGCACUUCAUGCGGCGAUUUGCUGCAGGUGUCACGACAGAGGCUCAUCCGCUCUAUGGGAUCUUCAUGGCACGUCUGUCCACGUGCAUCUUUCAGUGGGAUCCAGAGGAUGUGGCUGCUCUUCGCUCCGCAAAAGAGGGUGACCUGGCGGCAAAGAAGACUGGCCACAUCUCAGAAAAGGCGGUCAGUGCUCGCAUUACCCGGAGGGAGUUGGCACUGCACUGCCGGAGGAGGACCAGGGGGGUGGAGGAGACCACCAGAUUGAUUGGGUCACUGAUUGAUCAGUUUGACAGUGCGGAUGGGAAGGACACCCUGGGAGUUCCUCUGCUGGACCACGAACGGAUCCAGCAGAUAUGGAAGGAACAGCGCAAGCACGUCCAGUGUAUCCAAGACCCAGAGGACUUUCCGCUGUACAUGAAGACAGGGACACUGAAGAAAGGCGGCGUGGAGCUGUGCUGCUACAGGUGUGCUCGUGGCUCUACCUCCUUGGAGUCAUUCCACCUCCACCUGAACCGUUUUAUUCCAGGAACCAGUGCCAGCGAUGCGCAUUUUCAGGCCUAUCUCCUUGAGGGCUUGAUGCGUUGGAAUGAUGACCGAAUGGAAGACGCCAUAAAACGGGCGUCCUCCAUUCGGACAUAUGGCAGUGCCAUGAGCGAGGCUGUUGACCGGCUUAGCCGAACAGUCUUUGGGAAGCCCUGGGAUGAGCGCUAUCGCCCUCCUGGAGCAUAUACAGACUGGCAAAACACUGACUCCAGUGCUCCAGAACCCAGAGGAGGAAGACCGGUUGGUGGAGGAGGUUGA
This is a messenger RNA of Carassius gibelio (silver crucian carp), 2857 nucleotides long. RefSeq lists its product as uncharacterized. Bases 8 to 2857 code for a protein of 949 amino acids. The record is from RefSeq and is a predicted model, not a curated record. NCBI's taxonomy places the organism in Eukaryota, Metazoa, Chordata, Actinopteri, Cypriniformes, Cyprinidae. The transcript is spliced from 8 exons.